This is a messenger RNA of Suillus fuscotomentosus, 788 nucleotides long. RefSeq lists its product as uncharacterized. Lineage: Eukaryota; Fungi; Basidiomycota; Agaricomycetes; Boletales; Suillaceae. The record is from RefSeq and is a predicted model, not a curated record. The transcript is spliced from 9 exons. The coding region runs from base 89 to 607 and encodes 172 amino acids.
UUUCUCGAUAUCUCCCUUUCGUAGGCUCUGGAUUGACUGCAUAUGGUGAGUCACCCACUCUGGUGAUUCUUAUCUUUGCAUAUAGUUGAUGGCUAUCUUAGCUGCACUGCGUGUCGGUGGUCCAUGCCCCCCUAGUUUGGCGGAAAAUAUUAUUCAUAUUUUAAGUAUCGUUGCUGCGGAAGGCCUGCUAGUUAUUCGGACCUGGGCAUUCUGGCAAAAGAGCAAAAAAAUGCUGAUUGGAUUAUUGAUUUAUAGCACCGCCACAGUAAUUGGCGCCGUUGCUAUGAAUGUCCUUCCUAAUCACCAGUUGAUUUCAACAGAUGUAUCUAUGAUACCCGGCCCAUGCGGCUUUGAGUCGUCAAGAAACUCUGCACUGGUAUAUACUAUAUUGGCACUUUUCGAAUGUGUGAUACUAGCCCUUACUGCGUAUAAGUGGUUCCGCGACUACCGAGACUCGGAAAUUCAGAGCUCGAUCGUAACCACCGUCUACGGCGGUAGCAUGCUUUAUAUGCUAUGUAUCAUCGCCAUCACAGUGACCAACGUGGUUGUCGAUGCAGCAUUUCCGGUUGGCUUCACAAAUCUGUUUGAUACGUAUGUCUCCGGUUAAAUUGAUAUCGGCUGCCAACUACGAACUGACUGCAUUUAGGCUACAACUUGUCAUUCAUAGCGUCCUAGCCUCGCGGAUUCUAUUCCACCUUCGGAGCAGCGACAGUCAUGCCCACGAGACAGAUAUACCAUUGAUUUCGGCUCCCUGCUACGGACAACCUUCGCAAAUACAGACGAAGGAG